GGCGUCUUCACCUGGCAACACCCCAAAGCAGUGUCUGCUUCAAUACUCAUAAAUCAUAAUGAGAAGAAUAGGCCUGUCUUUGUGAAUGAAUGAAUGAAUGAUGGCGCUACUACGUCUUGCCUGCUUAACUUCACCCCAUUCCCAAUCCACCCCUUUCCCUUUCCUUGGGAGCACACCCAUUUCCCAAUCCAUCAAUACCAACUCUUACUUCCGCUUUCCGCGCCUAUCCCUCGUUACAACCAAACAAACCCUUAACCCCAUUCUCCCACUCGCCACCGAUUCCCAACAACAAACCCACGAAACCGCUCAACAAGAAUUCUCUCCAACCAGGUUGCUCGCUCAGAACGUGCCCUGGACAAGCACCCCCGAAGACAUUCGCUCCUUGUUCGAGAAACAUGGCAAAGUCCUCGAAGUCCAGCUUUCAAUGUAUAAGAAAAACAGAAACCGGGGUUUGGCCUUCGUCGAAAUGGCUUCCCCCCAAGAGGCUCUUGCGGCGCUCAAUAACCUCGAAUCGUAUGAGUUUGAGGGACGUGUGAUGAAAGUGAAUUAUGCACGACCAAAAAAGAUCAAAACACCGCCGCCUGUGAAACCAAAGCUUCCGGUGACAUUUAACUUGUUUGUUGCAAACUUGUCCUAUGAAGCGAGGUCCAAAGAUCUCAGGGAGUUUUUUAAUUCGGGAACUGGUAAAGUUGUUUCUGCUGAAGUUGUGUUUAAUGAGAAUCCUAGGAAGCCCUCAGGUUAUGGAUUUGUGUCCUUCAAGUCCAAGAAAGAAGCUGAAGCUGCUCUUUCUGAGUUCCAAGGAAAGGAAUUUAUGGGAAGGCCAAUCAGGGUGGAUCGCAGUCGGCGAUUUGCUCAACAACUAGUGGCGAGGAGUGCAAAGUCUGAAGAUACAUCUCCUGAGUUGAGUGGGAGUGCAAAGUCUGAAGAUACAUCUUCUGAGUUGAGUGGGAGUGCCACGUCUGAAGAUGCAUCUCCUGAGUUGAGCGUGAAUGGGGCAGAAGCUGACAAAGCUGAUUGAUAUAAUUUUUUCCCUGCAUAUCAAUAUUUUGAUGCAGCGUUUGCACCUUUAUAAACCAGAGGCUCAUGAGAUACAAGGAACGAAUAGGUUUAAGCACAAGCAUUUCCGUGAUUCAAGAAGGAAUAUUAGUAUUAAAUGAAUGGUAACAUCUCCAUGGAAUCAAGAUAUCUUCAUUACUUAAUUUAACAAUUGUCCGGGUAUGCUACUAUAUCUUAGGAAAGCGAGAAAAUAUGUAUAUCAAUGGUGGUGGCGUUUGCAUCUUUGCUGGUUAGUGGUUACUUCCCAAUGACAUGUAUUGUGGAUGUGGUCCAAUAUUUUUGUCUUCAAUAUAAUGAGUAGUUUAAUAAUAUUGGUUCAAAAUUUACCAGUUGAUUA
This is a messenger RNA of Cajanus cajan (pigeon pea), 1393 nucleotides long. RefSeq names its product RNA-binding (RRM/RBD/RNP motifs) family protein. Gene Ontology annotation, molecular function: mRNA binding. NCBI's taxonomy places the organism in Eukaryota, Viridiplantae, Streptophyta, Magnoliopsida, Fabales, Fabaceae. The record is from RefSeq and is a predicted model, not a curated record. Gene Ontology annotation, biological process: chloroplast rRNA processing. Gene Ontology annotation, cellular component: chloroplast thylakoid membrane.